AUGGACAAUGAUCAAGCACUAUAUUCUUUAAUGGAUGUUAAUAAACGGCUCAAUACAAUUGUAUAUGAUUCAAUAUUUACAAGUCAUUUAACAUUAAUGAGUCGUUCUUCAAAUGAUUCUAUCAAUUCAUUAUCUGAUACUGUACUUGAUCGGUUUUAUUUUUCAAUUUUACCUUUAAUUCAUCAUAAAAUCCAAUGGCUCAAUGUUGAAUCAUCAUCUAUAGAACGUAUUCUUCUUUGUGGAAAUUAUCCUAAUUUAUAUGGAGUCGGUUUAUAUAAUCUUGAAAUAGAAAGAGCGAAACAUCUGUUUACUGAUGGAAAUAUUUUCACUGAUUUAUUUAAAAAUCAAAUUUUAUCUCUUAUUAUCUGUAUGAUUAAAAGUAAAAAACAAGCUUCAACAAAAGAUGAGAAUACAAUUUUAUUUACACGUAUCCUCACUGUAUUUCCCAAUCUACAGUAUUUAAACUUUGAAUCAUCGUCAUUUUACUCUCCAUACUGCUCAUUCGAUAAGUUACAUCCGAAUUGUAUUUAUUCAACUCUCUUAGAACUAUAUAUCAAUGUAAUGCAUUUCAGCGAUUGUCUUUAUUUACUUAAUGGACAGUUUAAUCAACUUCAAGUAUUUCAUGUUAGAAUCUCUUGGAUUUAUCGUUUUUCAAGUCUAACAAUCAAUAAUACGGAAAAUUUACCAAAUUUAAAAUGUUUUUCAUUAUAUUCUGAUAUAGAUACAAGUUUUUAUGAUCAAUUAAUUGUUCCACUUUUACAUCGAAUGUUGAAUUUAGAAAAACUUAAUCUAUAUCUUAUAAUUUGUGGUAAGAAAACAUUUAUUGAUGGAAAUGAUUUGAAAAAAAAUAUUAUCAAUCAUAUGCCGCAGUUAAAUAAAUUUACGUUUAAUAUUCGGUCUACUGUUCGUCUUCAUAAUGAAAUUAAUUUACUAUCAAAGGAAGAUAUUCAAUAUACAUUCAAUGAUUUUGAAAAUAAACAAAUUAUUUCUUGUGUCGAUUAUUUUUCCGAGCUUGAACAAAGUGAAUGUCAUAUUUAUUCAUAUCCAUAUGAAUGGAAAGAAUAUCAUAAAAUAACAAAUAAUUUUCCUGGUGGAACAUUUAAAUAUGUUCGUGAAAUAUCAUUAUUUGAUGAACAACCUUUUGAACAUGAAUUUUUUUUUCAAAUUUCUCAAUCAUUUCCAUUCAUGAAAAAAUUAACUUUAAUUAAUGAAAAACCAAAAAAUAAUAAACAAUCUAGAAAAUUAGAUGAUGAUAAUAAUCAACAUUUAUCAAUCAUUGAGUAUCCAUAUCUUUUUG
This is a messenger RNA of Rotaria sp. Silwood2, 1297 nucleotides long. Lineage: Eukaryota; Metazoa; Rotifera; Eurotatoria; Philodinida; Philodinidae. The record is from the annotation of a GenBank genome assembly.